CUCUUUCAGCCCGAGAGCUGAGAGCACAUCAUCAUGGCGGGCCCAAAGAGACAUCCGGGUGGCGGGGCUCCACGGCCCUUCUCCAGUAAACCAUGGAAGAGCCAGCCUCAUGCAUUCUCUUCUUUUCUGUGGAACUCUCUCCUCUUCCUGUUCUUGGAUCCCUGGAGUAAUCUGGGUCCUGAACCCAUCUGAUUUGAUCUGGAAUUUUCAGAGGACUCUCCAGAGCCUCAGAAGCCCUUGAAUCUGGGAAUCCAGACUGGGGUCACCCAGCAGACACUCCCAGGGCCCCUACAAGGAAAUGAGUUGCCUUGGACAGAUGCCGGGCCUGUGGAAGCUGUGGGCCAGGAGCCUCUGGAAAGGACUCAGCCCAAAUGGAGGUGCCAGGGAUUCUAGAGGGUUCGGUGACUUUCAUCCUGAACAUUUCAAUAGACAAAGAGUUGGAGCACGUCACCUGGAGUCGUCCCCAAAAAGCUCUUGCUUUUGCAAAUGCACAAAAAGAUAUUAUCAUUAUGGACAAAAGCUACCAGGACCGACUAAACAUCAGCUUCAACAGUUACUCCUUAUCUCUCAACAAUCUGACUUUGGAAGAUGCAGGACCCUACAAAGCCCAGAUAAAUUAUAAGAAUGCUAAAGUCACCACUGACAAGGAGUUUUUCCUGCAUCUCUAUGAAGGGAGGGAUCUGAGCAAUCUCCUCAUUGCUGUUGUCCCUACAGAGCAGGUGCAGGAGCCUCAAGUCAUCAUAAAGUCUGUGAACAAAUCUGAUAGUGGCUCCUGUAACAUUACCUUGAUUUGCUUUGUGGAGAAGGCAAGGACAAGUGUUCUGUACAGCUGGACCGGGAGGGAUGCCAAUGCUUCUGAAUCCCAUGAGGGCUCUACUCUCACCAUCCAAUGGACGCUGUGUCACCCAGACCUGCCAUACACCUGCACGGCCAGGAACCCAGUCAGCCAGAAUACUUCCAGCCCUGUCCGCGUCCAGCAGUUCUGUACAGCUCCAGGAGCCUCCAAAGGAGAACCAAUGGGGGAGACGGUGGUGGGAGUCCUGGGGGAGUCGGUCACCCUGCCCCUAACAUUCUCGGCCAGUCACCACAUAGAGAACGUCAUUUGGAUGCUUAACACAUCUAUUAUCAGCAAAGAACAGAAAGAAAUGGCAACAGCCGAUCCACCCAUUAAGUUCAAGGAUCCAAACAAGAACUCUAGCCAAGACUUCUCCCUGAAGAUUGACCAGGUAAAGAUGGAGAACGCAGGGCACUACUCUGCCUAUGUGUGCUCAGAGGCCUCCAGAGUCAUCAAAACAAAACACAUCACCCUGCUUGUCUAUGGGAGGUUGAAGAAGCCAAAGAUUACCUGGAGCCUUGAGCUUGCUGAGAAUGACAUCUGCAGGGUCAGUCUGACAUGUUCAGUGGAGGACAGUGGACACAACGUGACAUACAGAUGGACUCCCCUACCAAAAGGAACUAUCGAGUCCCAAAGAGGACCUCACCUCAAUGUCUUUUGGACAAGUGGUGAAAAUCAUCCCAACUUCACGUGCAUCGCCAGCAACCCUGUCAGCAGCAGCUCCCAGCAGUUUCUUUCCGGCAACAUCUGUCCAGGGCCUAAGAGAAGCAUGAAGUUUUACAUUGUGAUCUUCACGGUGAUGGCUGUCAUCGUUCUGUGCUUUGUGACCACCUGGUGCAUUUGGAAGCGAAAAAGACCGUGUUUGUCAGGUUCAGCCCCAACCUCCUGCCCCAGCCAAGCUGAAACCCCAGUGGAGGAACCAGGGUAUCAGGAGUUGGACACGCUCCCUCAGCCUGCCAAGCAACAGACUAGGUCCACCUCCGACGGCAGUGAAACAAGUGAGGAGGACCAGGAAAGGACUGACACACCCAAGGCUGGAAGACACCAAAAGUAUGCCUUGGUCAACCAGGAGGACACUGAAUUUGACUCAGCAUCUGAGGGGCAAGCAGAGUAUGAUCUCGUCACUCCGGAACGCAUGGUGCCUGCGUCUGUGGCCCAAAACAGCACGGUGUAUACGCAAGUAUUCCUCAACUCUCGGGGAAAGACCUCGGUUCCUCAGCAGAAAGAGAAUUCAGCCACAAUCUACAGCUCUAUACAGACACCUCAAAGGGUGGUGCCACCACCACAACAGAAUGAUCCUGAAUCUCCUGAAAUCCCUACCUAUGAAAAUUUCACCUGAAAAGAAAAGCAACUGCUGCUUCUACCCCUGUAGUUGGAGAGGCUGCUGGACAGUAUGGGGCCUGGAGUUCCUAGAGACAGAAACACUUCAGAAUUGCCUUCAGUGUCUCUACAAUGCCUGGAUCUGACCCACCCCCUUCCUGCUACCCCUAUGACUUCCUGAGCCCAUUAAUAAAUCAGACACAGGUUCCAUCUUGGAGUCCCCGGCCUUCAAGACGUCCCCGCUCCAUCUGUCUCCAAGAGUGCUCAUACAGUUUCCCAAUUCAGAUACACACCACUCAGAGCUCUGCCAAGACUGGUCCAGUGUUGUUGCAAGGAUCCUAGACCUUCACACCAUCUUCUAAACAUCUGCUAAAACGAAUCGAACAGACAUUCUCACUCACGGACACAAAGAUCUAUGUAAAAUCAUGUCCACUGCAAUACCUUUUAAAAUAAGAGGACAGAAAUAACCUAACAGUCCAUUUAGUAGGAAUCCGGCUAAAUGCAUGAUAGUGUACCCAUGCGACAGCAAGCCCUGCUGCUUUUGUAAAGACAGGAAAGAUGAGUACCUGCUAAUAUGGAAUGAGCUCUAAGAAUGGAAAGAACAAACUCCAGGGCAGUGUGUAUCACAUGCUACCAGUUGAAUAAAGAAGAAAUGUGAAUAUAUAUACACAUAUAUAUAUAUACAUAUAUAUACAUAUAUAUAUUUAUAUAGUUAUACAAAAUUUCCGAAAGGAAAUACAAAAUAUGUAUUAGUGGCUGCCUCCAGGGACUGUACUGGGUUGUUGUUUUUACUGCAUACUUUUUUGUAGUCUGCAUUUCUGCUUUUAACCAUAUAUGUGUAUCACUCUUUUGAUGUAUUUUUAAAUGCUUAAAAUGCCUCUUCCAUAUAAGCUUCCCUUAUUUACCCCCAAAGAACUUCUCUCCUCA
Molecule: messenger RNA, 3082 nt
Organism: Canis lupus familiaris (dog)
Lineage: Eukaryota; Metazoa; Chordata; Mammalia; Carnivora; Canidae
Gene: LY9
Product: lymphocyte antigen 9
Exons: 11
Coding region: 372-2174 (600 amino acids)
Biological process (GO): T cell activation
Cellular component (GO): external side of plasma membrane
Source: RefSeq, a predicted model, not a curated record